GACGGACGGCGGCCGGAUGAUGGCGGCCUUGGGCGGCUACGCGCGCGGCGACCCGCUGGAGAAGCUGCCCUCCGUCAUGGCGGGGUUCCCGGCGCGGAGAAACCAGUCGUCGCCGCCUCCGGCCCCGCCGCUCUGCCUCCGGCGGCGGACGCGACUCGCGGCGGCUCCCGAGGACACGGUGCAGACCCGGGUGACACUUGAGAAGGUGCUUGGCAUCACAGCCCAGAACAGCAGUGGGCUAACCUGUGACCCUGGAACAGGCCAUGUGGCCUACCUGGCAGGUUGUGUGGUGGUGACCUUGAACCCCAAGGAGAACAAGCAGCAGCACAUCUUUAACACAUCCAGGAAGUCCCUGAGUGCUCUGGCCUUCUCCCCAGAUGGGAGGUACAUCGUGACAGGAGAGAACGGGCACAGGCCAGCCGUGCGGGUCUGGGAUGUGGAGGAGAAAACGCAGGUGGCAGAGAUGCUGGGCCACAAGUAUGGUGUGGCCUGUGUGGCCUUCUCUCCCAACAUGAAGCACAUCGUGUCCAUGGGCUACCAGCAUGACAUGGUCCUCAAUGUGUGGGACUGGAAGAAGGACAUUGUGGUGGCUUCCAACAAAGUGUCCUGUAGGGUCAUGGCCCUCUCCUUCUCUGAGGACAGCAGCUAUUUCGUCACCGUUGGGAAUCGGCAUGUGAGGUUUUGGUUCUUGGAAGUCUCCACUGAGGCAAAGGUGACCGGCACGGUGCCCCUGAUUGGGCGCUCGGGCAUCCUGGGUGAGCUGCACAAUAACAUCUUCUGUGGUGUGGCCUGCGGCCGGGGCCCGAUGGCAGGCAGCACCUUCUGCGUGUCCUACUCCGGCCUCCUCUGCCAGUUCAGCGAGAAGAGGGUGCUGGAAAAGUGGAUCAACCUGAAGGUCGCCUUGUCUUCCUGCCUGUGUGUCAGUGAGGAGCUGAUCUUCUGUGGAUGCACAGACGGGAUAGUGCGAAUCUUCCAGGCCCACAGCCUGCACUACCUCACCAACCUGCCUAAGCCGCACCACCUGGGAGUAGACGUGGCGCAAGGUCUGGAUUCCAGCUUCCUCUUCCACAGAAAAGCAGAAGCAGUCUACCCGGAUACAGUGGCACUGACCUUUGACCCCAUCCACCAGUGGCUGACCUGUGUUUACAAGGACCACAGCAUCUACGUCUGGGAUGUCAGGGACAUCAAUGAAGUCUGCAAGAUAUGGUCAGAGCUCUUUCACAGCUCCUUCGUCUGGGAUGUGGAGGUGUACCCUGAAUUUGAAGAUGAGCGAGCUUGUCUGCCGUCCGGGUCUUUCCUGACUUGUUCCUCAGACAACACCAUCCGCUUCUGGAAUAUGGACAGGAGCUCUGACCCUCAGUGGCAGAGAAACAUCUUCAGCGAUACGCUGCUGAAGGUCCUGUACGUGGAGGGCGACGCCCAGCAUCUGCAGGACACAUCGCGCUUCCCGGACCGCGCCAGCGACAGCGGGACGCCUGUGGACGUGAAGGCUGGGGUUCGAGUGCUGCAGGUCAGUCCUGAUGGCCAGCACUUGGCUUCAGGCGACCGCAGUGGAAAUCUGAGGAUCCACGAGCUGCACUUCCUGGAUGAGCUGAUGAAGGUGGAGGCCCACGAUGCUGAGGUGCUGUGCCUGGAGUACUCCAAGCCUGAGACAGGAGUGUCUUUGCUGGCUUCAGCCAGUCGGGACCGGCUCAUCCACGUGUUAAAUGUGGAAAAGAACUACAACCUGGAACAGACCUUGGAUGACCACUCCUCCUCCAUCACAGCCAUCAAGUUUGCUGGCACCAGGGAUGUGCAGAUGAUCAGCUGCGGAGCUGACAAGAGCAUCUACUUCCGCAGUGCCCAGCAGGCGUCGGACGGGCUGCACUUUGUCCGCACCCACCACGUGGCAGAGAAGACCACCCUGUAUGACAUGGACAUUGACCUCACACAGAAGUAUGUGGCAGUGGCCUGCCAGGACCGCAACGUAAGGGUCUACAACACAGUGAGUGGGAAGCAGAAGAAGUGCUACAAGGGUUCCCAGGGCGACGAAGGCUUCCUGCUGAAGGUCCACGUGGACCCCUCAGGCACCUUCCUGGCCACAAGCUGCUCCGACAAAAGCAUCUCGGUAAUUGACUUUUACUCGGGCGAGUGUGUUGCCAAGAUGUUUGGCCACUCAGAAAUCGUCACUGGCAUGAAGUUCACCUAUGACUGCCGCCACUUGAUCACAGUGUCGGGAGACAGCUGUGUGUUCAUCUGGCACCUGGGCCCCGAGAUCACCAGCAGCAUGAAGCAGCACUUGCUGGAGAUGAAGCACCACGAGCCACUGCCACCCCGGGGCCCGAAGUGGAGCAGCUCGCCCAGCCAAGAGAAAUAUGCAUCCACGCCCAGCGAGGUUCGCUCCCUGAGCCCCGGAGAGCAGACGGAAGAUGAGAUGGAAGAGGAAUGUGACCCAGAGGAGCUGCUGAAGACACCACCCAAAGGGAACCUGGACCCAGGUCCUCAGUGCCUGCUGACCAACGGCAAGCUGCCACUCUGGGCUAAACGGCUGCUAGGGGACGACGUGGCCGACAGCCCCGCUUUCCAUGCCACGCGCAGCUACCGGCCGCACGGCCGCUGGGCAGAGCGGGCUGAGCAGGAGCCCCUCAAGACCAUCCUGGAUGCCCGAGCGCUGGACUCCUCCUUCACACCCAGGAAGCCAGAGACUCCAGAUGACUCUGCCCUGGACGCAGAGGAGCCGCAGAGCCUGGCGGGCCUGCUGAGUGAGAGGGAAUCCACUGAAACAAGAGAAGGGAGCAGAGGACGCUCCCCGGAGGCAGAAGUGCCCGUCGCAGGGAGGCACAGCAAGCACUACGAGGAAGAGGCAGAGGCGGGACCCGAAGACCAGCAAGGCGACUCGUAUCUCAGGGUGUCCUCCGCCAGUUCAAAGGAGCAGAGCCCACCUGAGGACUCUGGGGAGUCAGAGGCUGAAUUGGAGUGCAGCUUUGCCGGUGCCGGGUUCUCCUCUCCACUGACUGACGCCAGUCCUCGCCUCCCCGUGACGGUGCCCUGUGAGCCAGGUGAGCCAGAGCUCCCGAGCACAGAAGAGCUGUCCCAGCCUGAAGUGGCAGGGCUGGCCAGUGGCUCCCUACCCCAGACCCCUGAGCAGGAGAAGUUCCUCCGCCACCAUUUUGAGACCCUCACAGAUGCCCCUACUGAAGAGGUCUUUGACGGAUCCCUGGGAGACAUAAAGAUCUCAGAAGCUGAUGACUAUUUCUUCAGUCCCCGGCUAAGCAUCUCCACGCAGUUCCUCUCCCGCCUCCAGAAGCCCUCCAGGGUCCCUCCCCGGCUGCCCCUGCACCUUAUGAAGUCUCCAGAGGUCAAGCCUACAGGCCAAGGGGGCAGCCGGCCCAGGGCAGGGCCCCGGAGAGCAGGUACUGGCUACAUGUCCUCAGAUGGGACCAAAGUCCUCUCUGGGCAGAAGGCUGAGGAUGUUCCAGAGGCCUUGGGUCUACCAAGUAAGUUGAACCCUUCCCUCACAGGCCUGGCGGCCCGUGUCUCUUCCUCCGUGCCACCCACAGACCGGAAGUCUCCAGCAUCCACAUGUGUAGCCACUGCAGGCCUGGACCAGAGCGUCUGCACCCCGACUACGUGUUCUUACAUGGAAACCACGACCAGCUCACAUGCCAGGAUACCACGCAGCAUCUUCCUUGGGGACAGUGAGGAUCCUGUGACAGAUGAGCUCUCCAGGGCACUUCAUAAGCCCUUGUCCUUGGGAGAGCUGGCUUCCCCAGGCCAGCAACUCCAGGCCUUCCCCACCACAGGGACACACCCUUCCAGUAUCGAAGGACAAGAGCCUGCCCUGCCUUCCUGGGGCAACCACGAGGCCCGGGCCAACCUGAGACUGACCUUAUCAAGUGUCUGUGACCAGCUCCUCACUCCACCCCCACUGGAGCCACCCAUGGCACGAGUGUGGUCCCAGGAGCCUGUGGAUGUGCAGCCUGGUGUGUCGGUCACGGCAGCCAGCUGCCCAGCACCAAGCCCUGUAGAUGUGAGCACCCUGAGACUCCACCGCUCUGUGUUUCUCCCAAAGGCCUCGGCCUCUGGGCCCCUGACCCCUCCUGCCCACCCCAGCGACCUCCAGCUUGUAGAGAGCAGGUCUAGGAGGAUGCCUGGGAGCAACGCUGCCCCGCGGGAACCCACCCCUGAUGUGGCACGUGUGCUCCUGGGCAGCCCGGUACACGCUGGGGAGCCCGGGCGACCAGCAGAGGCCCUGCCCCCAGCGCUCCCUGAGCUGGGCAGUGUGGGAUCAGUGGUGCACAGGCUGCGGACUGCCUUCCAAGAAGCCCUUGACCUUUACCGCAUGCUAGCCUCCAGCAGCCAGCCAGGUGGCGAGCCACAGCAGGCACAGGCUGAGCUGGCCUCCACCUUCCACUGGAUCCGCAGCCAGCUGGAAGCCAGCAACUGCAUGGCUGCGGCUAACUCGGCCCCACCCCAGACACUGCCUAGCCCGGAUCCUCGGUCCCCACCUACACUUUGUCCCCUGGCCAGCCCAAACCUGCAGGCCCUGCUGGAACACUACUCAGAACUGCUGGUGCAGGCUGUGAGGAGGAAGGCGAGAGGGGACUAGAGCA
Molecule: messenger RNA, 4592 nt
Organism: Acomys russatus (golden spiny mouse)
Lineage: Eukaryota; Metazoa; Chordata; Mammalia; Rodentia; Muridae
Gene: Wdr62
Product: WD repeat domain 62
Exons: 32
Coding region: 17-4588 (1523 amino acids)
Biological process (GO): neurogenesis; mitotic spindle organization; regulation of mitotic cell cycle
Cellular component (GO): mitotic spindle
Molecular function (GO): protein binding
Source: RefSeq, a predicted model, not a curated record